AAGAAGAAGUCACUUUAUUCAUACCUGGUUUUAUAAAUACAUACACAUGCAGACCAACUACUCCGUCCUUCACCAUAUAAAUACAUCUCAUAUACCUACUUUCUUCUUAUCUUUGUUCUCACUGUUUCUUUCUGUUCUAUCUAAUAACAUUGAAACAUCGUCGAAUUCUCACCUUAUUCCUCUUCCAAAAUGAAUAUUGUAAUCGAAAACAACCCUUCGAGCAGAAGGUUAUCUGACCUUGGAGUCAUGUCAUGGCCUAAAUGGUCUUGUCAGCCGGGGAAAUAUGCAUUGGUAUUUGAAGAAAGAGAGACAUGCUAUUUGGUGAAGGGAAAGGUGAAGGUGUAUCCAAAAGGGUCAUCUGAGUUUGUAGAGUUUGGUGCAGGAGACCUUGUGACCAUCCCCAAGGGACUUAGCUGCACUUGGGAUGUAUCACUUUUCAUAGACAAACACUACAAGUUCGAUCCUCCUACUUCUCCAUAAUUUUUCCUAACUACAAUCUAGUUUUGGGUUAGUCUUUAUCACCACGAAGCAUAAAAGACUCUAUAUUCAGACAAUAAAAUAUAGAAGAGAAACCAAAAAGAUAAUGCUUAGGAUACGUGUAAAGCCCUUCCUAGAUUAUGUUUUCAGAUGUAACUUCUUUGUUUCUCAUAGAACAAACAAUCGGCACAUGCCAAUAUUCGUUUCACUUUGAAACUUCUGUUUAUCUGGAAAACAGUAGAUCAAAUCACGCGUAAAGCAGAGAUAUGAACUCCUGUUUCGUACUAAAGAAACUUGCUAAAUGAAGGAUUCCCUAUUAACUGAUAUUGUUCUUUACUCU
Molecule: messenger RNA, 817 nt
Organism: Arabidopsis thaliana (thale cress)
Lineage: Eukaryota; Viridiplantae; Streptophyta; Magnoliopsida; Brassicales; Brassicaceae
Product: RmlC-like cupins superfamily protein
Exons: 2
Coding region: 190-480 (96 amino acids)
Source: RefSeq, marked reviewed